Messenger RNA from Carassius auratus (goldfish), 1185 nucleotides. RefSeq names its product acrosin. Gene Ontology annotation, biological process: proteolysis. The record is from RefSeq and is a predicted model, not a curated record. Gene Ontology annotation, molecular function: serine-type endopeptidase activity. Bases 1 to 1185 code for a protein of 394 amino acids. The transcript is spliced from 4 exons. Lineage: Eukaryota; Metazoa; Chordata; Actinopteri; Cypriniformes; Cyprinidae.
AUGCGUCAGAAGGUGAUUGGCCGUGGCAGUUUUAACAGUUAUAAUGAGUCUGACAUUGAGAUGUACUUCGGUCGUCUGAGCCAAUCCGACUCAAACCCUCACGAGACGAACAGGACAGCGAGUCGAAUCAUCAGUCAUCCUGACUACAACGAUUCCACUUAUGACAACGACAUAGCACUGAUCGAGCUGUCCUUCUCCGUGGACUUCUCUGAGCACAUCAGGCCAGUGUGUCUGGCGGCAGCUGGUAGUGUGUUUACUGCGGGGACAGAGAGCUGGGUCACUGGAUGGGGAGCACUACAAUCUGAAGACACCCAGGGCUCUGAUAUCCUGCAGGAGCUGAUGAUACCAAUCGUGAGCAACAGUGACUGUGAUGAUGCUUAUGGAGGGAGCAUCACAAGCAAUAUGAUUUGUGCUGGAUUCUUAAAUCAGGGAGGGAAAAGUAUAUGUCUGGAAGACUCUGGAGGUCCAGUGGUCAGCAGGAACGAUCCUCUGUGGAUUCAGUCUGGCAUUUCAAGUUUUACUGGAGAAAAAUGUGACGAUCCCAAAUUUCCCAGUGUAUUUGCCAGAGUUUCUCAGUAUGAGGACUGGAUCAAGUCUUACAUGGGCAGCAACCCACCUGGAUUUGUUCUAACUCCAACUCCAGCUCCACCUACAACUCCAACUCCACCUACAACUCCACCUACAACUCCAACUCCACCUACAACUCCACCUACAACUCCACCUCCACCUACAACUCCACCUACAACUCCACCUACAACUCCAACUCCACCUACAACUCCACCUACAACUCCACCUACAACUCCAACUCCACCUACAACUCCAACUCCACCUACAACUCCAACUCUACCUACAACUCCACCUACAACUCCAACUCCACCUACAACUCCAACUCUACCUACAACUCCACCUACAACUCCACCUACAACUCCAACUCCACCUACAACUCCACCUACAACUCCACCUACAACUCCAACUCCACCUACAACUCCACCUACAACUCCAAACAUAACUCCAAAUAUAACUCCACCUACAACUCCAAACAUAACUCCAAACAUAACUCCAAACAUAACUCCAAAUGCAACAUCCAACUCACACUUCAGAAGUGCACCCAACCUCCUCUUAUUCCCUCUUUCUCUCACAGUCUCGUUCAUUCCAUUCACCUUCUCCCUCUUUCUCUCUUCCUAA